Drosophila albomicans is the source of this 4821-nucleotide messenger RNA. It is a transcript of the gene RecQ4, whose product is annotated as ATP-dependent DNA helicase Q4. The transcript has 7 exons. Gene Ontology annotation, cellular component: nucleus; cytoplasm; chromosome. Gene Ontology annotation, molecular function: four-way junction helicase activity; zinc ion binding; ATP binding. Gene Ontology annotation, biological process: double-strand break repair via homologous recombination; DNA replication. NCBI's taxonomy places the organism in Eukaryota, Metazoa, Arthropoda, Insecta, Diptera, Drosophilidae. Bases 100 to 4821 code for a protein of 1573 amino acids. The record is from RefSeq and is a predicted model, not a curated record.
GCGCGCGCUCAGCAAAAAACAGGUGUGUUAUCCAUCUGCCUUAUAUUGCUUAGUUGUGUGUUUUUAAAUGUAGUAAGUGUAAUAAUUCCCAACAACGCUAUGGACGAAUCAAUUUUUAAAGAUAAAUACCAAAAGUACAAGCUGCGCGUCAAGAUAUGGGAGAACGAUUUCAAAAAGAAACACGGCCGAGUGCCCUCCAAGUACGAUAUAAGAGAGGCCAGCCAGGAGAUACGCGACUCUUACAAAAUGUAUUAUAAGCUGAAGACAUCGUUUCUCGAGGAGACCCUCAACGAUGUGCUCAGCGAAGAUGGUUUCGAUGUGCUGGAAAUGACGCAAUCCGAGGAUUUGGGUGUCUCAACACUCGAUGACGGUCCACAGCUGCCGAUGGACAUUUCCGCAUUGGUGCAGCAAAGCAACAGUGAGAGUUUCUCCAAUAUUCAAGAAUUGCCUACGCCACAAGCGCUCAGUAAUCUGGCCAAUCUCGAUGAGAAUCAUGUGAUACGCAAAUUUGAGGCUGCCGAAGAGCUAGCCCAAAAUCAAACCGCCUGGGGUGAAAACGUAAGCAAAAAGCAACCGCCACCAGUGGAGCAGCAGAACACCUCUUUGGAUGAGUCCGCCAAGUCAAAAACGCCCAGCAUUAAACCGAGCAUAACCAACAAACUGUUUCAAUCGUCUCGCAGCUUUGCCAAGCGCAAUCCUCGCAAGCCUAUGUCACGCAGCUCCCUCAAUAUGAGUGCAUCGAGUGUGCUCAAAGGCGACAACGAUGCAUCAAUGAUGGAGCAGCUGCCCGACCUGGAAACGAUACUCAUACGCAAGGCACAAGACUUUAAGGCCGCAGAAGCUAUUGCUGGCAAUGCGCUGCUAGCGGCGGAUCCAAAGGCAAGUAAGGAGGCCAUCAAAACACAUGUGGAUGAACGUUGGUUGCAACGCAACACGGCGCAGAACUCACUGGAGCCACAAAUGGGGCAAAUGGAGCCGGAACCCAAUAAUAAUGCUACGCCGGCUGGCAAAAAACACAAUUUUGGACUGUCCAACAUCGAUGUUAGCAAGCUGAAGCCAACAGUGAUGAAAUUAGAAGAGCCGCCACAGGAGCAGCCAGCUGUAGUGCAGCCAGCUCCAGUGCUGCAAGCUGCCGCUACGCCAACUGCAACAGCGCCAGUUGUUGAGGAUUCCGACUCGGAUUCGGUGGUGGAGGAGAGCGAGGAGGAAGCAGAGCAGCCAGAGUACCGUCAAAUUGCUAAGCGGCGAAAGAUAAUGACCACAAAUGAUUCUCCGUCAGCGCUGACCGAAGUAAAGCGGGCAACUGAGCCAGCACAAAGUAUUGAUCCGCCACAAAUUGAAAUGGAGCAGAAGCUGGAGGCGGGGGAGGAGGAGGAGGAAGAGGGUAAAGACUUUUCGGCGGAUGAGGAACGUGAUGCAACUUACGAGCCAGAGCAAACGAAGAAGGCGAAGCGCAAGCAGGCCACUGCCAAACGCCAAAAACCCAAAGCUGAAAAGAAGCCAGCAGCAAAGCCCAAGACUGAAAAGCAGCCGAAGGCAGAAAAGCAACCGAAGGCGGAGAAGCUGCCAAAGCAAACGAAGCCACGUGCUGUAAAGGGCAAAGCCAAGGCAGCUGCUAAUGAGGCAGCCGAGGAGGGGGAACCCGAGGAGCAGCCACUCAAUCCCGAGGAUCUCAAGUAUGUGCUCGCCCUGGAGUCGGGCGACAUUACAUCUGUGCCGCGCAUCCAGGCCAACGACUUGGAGCAAGCGGACGUUGUGGCGCAACGUUACAUUAGCAACUUUGCUGCUGGAACGGGAGCCAGACCAAGUGCCACGAUCGAUGAGAAGCGAGCCAUGGCGCGCAAGAAGCUGGAAGAGAAAAUCGCAUCUGGCAAGUUGAACGAGAACUUUGUCACCAUCAACAUACAGAAGAAGAAAUUUGCACGAGGCAAAAAGUCCAUCAAUUUCUCCAAGUACAAGAAGCAACAGUGGCGUCACAAGAAACGAGUAGCAGCUUUGACUGGUCCCGACAUGGACAUGGGUGGAUGUGAUGGUGGUGUGCUCACCUGCUUCAAUUGUGGUGGAGUCGGACACUUUGCCCAGAACUGCAAGGUAAAAGGCGAUGCGUUGUUGCCAUUGAGCGCUCAGCUUGAAGAGGAUCCAUCGCCAUUUCCCACGCUGGAGGAGGCGGAACAGAUGGCCACGCAGGGCGCACUGGCGGCGCACAGUCGCAACAUUGAGCGGCUGCCUCAGGCAGCCAAUGCAGCCAUCUAUCAAGGUGCCAAUAGCAGCAGCAGCAGCAGCGAUGAAGAGGAGGAAAAUGCUGCAGUUGAAAUGGAUGUAGAUGAAGCAAGCGGUACAGUCGAUGAACCACACAUGUCCAGCGAUGACUCUGACAUGGACUUUGAAGCACUCGAUGCUGCAGUUGCUUCCUCGCAAACGGCAAAACAGGUCUCGCCCAUUAAGAGCUAUGUGGGUCACAAGAUACCCGAGGAGUUUCUCAAGCAGGCGGGCCUGGAUGCCAGCUCCACUACCGGCCAGGUGCGUAGUGGUCAUGGUGGCGUCAAACCUCUCUACGAUCUCAAUGCGGAUGGUAGUGUGCAAGAGCUAACAGCGGAGGUCACCGAAGCGCUGCAUUUGUUUGGCCACAAGGACUUUCGCAAGGGUCAAGAUCGCGCUGUCAUGCGGAUACUCAGCGGACUGUCCACGCUGGUCACUCUCAGCACGGGCAGCGGUAAGUCGCUCUGCUACCAAUUGCCUGCUUAUCUAUACAGUCGUCGUGUGGGAGCAAUCACCUUGGUCAUCUCGCCGCUGGUGUCGCUUAUGGAGGAUCAAGUGACGGGAGUGCCGCAUUUUCUGCGUGCUCAUUGCCUGCACACGAAUCAGACGCCGCAGCAACGGAUGAAGAUACAACAACUGAUUGCCAAUGGCGAGAUUGAUAUACUUCUCGUAUCACCCGAGGCUGUUGUGUCCGGAGAGCGUGCGACUGGUUUUGGUGCCAUAUUGCGAACGUUGCCGCCUAUUGCUUUUGCCUGCAUCGAUGAGGCGCAUUGUGUGUCGCAGUGGAGUCACAAUUUUCGUCCCAGCUAUCUGAUGAUCUGCAAGGUGCUCAAGAAGAAUCUGGGAGUGCAAACAGUUCUGGGUUUGACGGCCACAGCAACGCUGCCCACGCGCAUCAGCAUUAUUAAUCACUUGGGCAUUACGGAUGGCGAGCGAGGCAUUAUCAGUGAUAUUCCUCUGCCCGAUAAUCUUGUACUCUCGGUGUCCAAGGACGAGAACCGCGAUGCGGCGCUGCUGCAGCUGCUUAACAGCGAGAGAUUUGAAAGCUGUCAGUCGAUCAUCAUUUAUUGCACAAGACGUGAUGAGUGCGAACGCAUUGCCGGCUUUAUACGAACCUGCAUGCAGGAUCGCAAGUCAACAGCUGAACCAGAGCAGACGAAGAAGAAGCGCAAGCGUGUCAAUUGGCAGGCGGAACCUUAUCAUGCCGGCAUGCCCGCAUCCAGACGACGUACAGUGCAGAACGCCUUUAUGGCGAACGAGCUGCGCAUUGUGGUGGCCACCAUUGCCUUUGGCAUGGGCAUCAACAAGCCGGACAUACGUGCUGUUAUCCAUUACAAUAUGCCACGGAAUUUCGAGAGCUAUGUGCAGGAAAUUGGACGCGCUGGUCGCGAUGGCCUCACUUCGCAUUGUCAUCUCUUCUUGGAUGCCAAGGGCAAUGAUCAAAGCGAACUGCGGCGUCAUGUUUACGCCAAUUCGAUUGAUCGACAUGUCAUCCGCAAGCUGCUACAACGCAUUUUUGUGCCCUGUUGCUGUGACAAGCAGCGUGCUGGAGGCAGCAGCAGCAACAGUGCAGCAGCUGUCGAGGAAGCCACUGUAAGUGAGUUAAAAGAUGCGGCGGAUUUCAGUGAUACAUCUGGCGCUCGAGUGCAUAUCUGUCCCGGCCAUGAGAUUGGUUUCUCGGUGGAGCAAACUGUCGAGGCACUUGACAUACCAGCUGAGAAUAUAUCGACGCUGCUGUGCUACAUGGAGCUGGAGCCACGCUGGUGCAUGAAUGUGCUCAGUUCUGCCUACAUUAUGGCCAAAGUCAUCUCCUACGGCGGUCCCAAAUACCUCAAACAUGCAGCCAAGGAAUGUCCGCCGCUGGCCAUGGCUAUUGCGCUACAGAUCAAGAAUAAGACGUUCAAGGAAGACGCCAACAUCAUAGAGUUCUCUGUGAUUGAUAUUGCUGCUGGCAUCGGCUGGAACAGCGGUGUGGUCAAGUAUCAGUUAAAGAACCUCGAGUGGAUGCAAAUCAACGGCUAUCCCAAGCGCUCGCCUAUUACCGUCAGCUUCUUUGAUCUCGGUUUUCGCAUCAAGGCACCGGGAGAUUUCAGUGAGGCGGAAAUUGACAAUGCCUUGGAUACGCUGUACUCUCGCUCUGUUAAGCAGGAGCGCACCCAGCUCAUUCAAUUACAGUAUGUGGCACAUGGUUUGUCCGCUGUGGCUUACAACAUGUGUGUUCAUUGCUGUAGCGUCGAUUUUCCGCAAGAUCGUUCCACUCAAUUGAAGGGCAUUGUGCGCAACUACUUCCGCAAUGAUUAUCCGCAAGAUUUGGAGCUGGAAAUUGAGCCAAGUAAUGUGCCAGAUGACCACAUUAUUUCCGAUGUUCAUGCUCUGAUCAACAUGUAUCCCGAUAAUACGUUCAGUGGCCGCAACAUUGCACGCAUUUUCCACGGCAUAACGAGUCCCAAUUAUCCGGCCGUAAUGUGGGGCCGCUGCAGCUAUUGGCGCGCACACACUAAAGUUGAUUUCAAUCGCAUUCUCAAGCUGGCCAACCUGGAGAUUGUGAAGCGACGUACGUGA